GAUUGGCGCAACGAGUUCGCGCAACAAGCUUACGAGCAAAUGGUUGAAAUAGCGGCAACUCAACCAGCGCCCACUGAAGAUGAGCCCGAAGAGCCUGCUGUCGAUCCUACACAGUACCCCCGAGACUUACCUGUUAUGACGCAAGUACUCGGGGAACGAUCUCGGCAUCUUAGAGGCUUUGGCCAUCUCCCCAGACUGAAGGGAGUUGGGGCCAAAAGAGCACCUGCCACGCAUCCUUCAGCCCAACCGACUGUUACAAUGGAACAGUACGAGGCUUUACAGAAAAAAGUGGAGGAAGCGGAGCAGACAACUCAACAUACGAGGCAGCAGUAUGAGACACAACAACUCUACCUCAGACGAUUCCAAGAUCAGUUUGAGUAUCUUUCUCGAGCUGUGCCGGGUUUCAACUUGCCUCCCAUGGAUCUUCCACCAUUGCCCACUCCUGGUGCUGGAUCGUCGGCUGCUGCUGGUGCUGGAUCGUCAUUGCAGCCUCCCGAGACUCAGAGAAACAACGAUGACGACAUUACCCGCCUAUAGAACUGUACUUUUUUUUAUUAUCCGGUUCGAACAUUUAACAUUUUGUUUAUAUACUGAUUUUAGUAGUAAUUAAUGUUGGUUUAUCUUUUAAUGUAAAUUAUGUUGGUUUAUUUUGUUAAUAUAAUAUUAUAAUUAUUUAAAAAAAUUUAAUUAAUUAUAUUUAAUUAAUUAAUAUUAUAAUUAAUUAAAUAUAAUUAAUUAAAUUUUUUUAAAAAUAAAAUUUAAUACUUUUGCC
Messenger RNA from Cannabis sativa, 772 nucleotides. RefSeq lists its product as uncharacterized. Bases 40 to 537 code for a protein of 165 amino acids. NCBI's taxonomy places the organism in Eukaryota, Viridiplantae, Streptophyta, Magnoliopsida, Rosales, Cannabaceae. The record is from RefSeq and is a predicted model, not a curated record. The transcript has 2 exons.